CAGGCGCACCAGCUCUAUCCGUGGACCCUCCCACUAGUGGAAGAGUGACACGCCAUUCAAUUGCUGCCUGGCCCGCUGCAUGUAGGAAACAGGAGGGAGCUUUGAGCACAAGGAUAUCUUACUAUCAGGCAGGAGGAGGGAGAAAACCCGGCUACAGUGAAGCAAAAGUUGGACGAAUCGCGUCGACAUGGGGAUCCGAAAAAAGACUAACAAGAAUCCGCCGGUGCUGAGCCAUGAGUUUGUCAUCCAGAACCAUGCAGAUAUUGUUUCCUGUGUUGCUAUGGUGUUUCUCCUCGGCUUGAUGUUUGAGGUCACCUCUAAGUUUGCAGUCUUCUUCAUAACUGUCCAGUACAACGUCACCAUAUCAACAAAUGAAGCACCAGAGGAGACUGCCGUGAACCACUUCCACCACGGGAUCAAGGACUUGGCAACUAUCUUCUUCUACAUGCUGGUGGCUAUCAUAAUGCAUGCCAUUAUCCAGGAGUAUGUGCUGGACAAAAUCAACAGGAAGAAGCACUUCUCCAAAACCAAACACAGCAAGUUCAAUGAGUCCGGCCAGCUCAGCGCCUUCUACCUCUUCUCCUUUGGUUGGGGCACAAGCAUCCUGCUCUCUGAAAACUUCCUGUCCAAUCCAGUCAGCCUGUGGGAGGGUUAUCCGCAUACACUGAUGCCAUUCCAGAUGAAAUUCUACUACAUCUGUCAGCUGGGCUACUGGCUGCAUGCUCUACCGGAGCUGUAUUUCCAAAAGACAAAGAAGGAGGAUAUUCCACGCCAGCUUGUGUACAUCUCCCUGUACCUGGUGCACAUCGCUGGCGCCUACAUUCUAAACCUGAACCGCCUGGGUCUGGUCCUCCUUGUGUGUCAUUACUUUGUCGAGCUUCUGUUCCACAUUUCCCGUCUGAUCUACUUCAGCAAUGAGAACAGGCAACUGGGUUUCACCAUUUGGGCGGUCUUGUUUGUCCUCGGACGGCUGCUCACCCUGUCCCUAUCUGUCCUCACCGUGGGCUUUGGCCUCUCCACAGCUGAGAACCAAGGUUUCGAUUGGGCCGCAGGAAACUUUAACGUCCUUUUUGUUCGGGUAACUGUCCUGGCCGCCAUCUGCCUCACACAGGCCUUUAUGAUGUGGAAAUUUAUCAACUUUCAGCUGCGCCGGUGGAGAGAGCAUGCCCAAGCUCAGACCUUGAAAAAGAAACAAGCUCCUUCCAAGAGCAAAUCAAAGAAAGACAAAGCCAACGGAGUAAAUGGAGUUAACUCUCACCAAGCUGAUUCACCAAGAGCCAGAAAAGAGAAAUCCUCAUAAAACAUUCCUCUCAGCCCUUUCCAUCGCCUCCCCACCUCAGAGAACUCUCCUCUCACUCUCUGUCCCUUCCUCACGUCCGGCCCAGCAGAUCCUCCGGCUCCUUGAUCUACGACACGCAUCUUCAGCUCCCACACACGACUGACCUCCCAGCUGGACUUCAAGGACCAGAAUGCAGCUUCGCUUCUCAUCCAGCACACCGUCAUUUCUGAAUCUUUGCCCUGCUGUGCGAUUGUGAAUGAAAAGAAAACCAAUUAAGAAAAUAAACUAUGAAAAAAAAAAAAAAAAAAAAAAAGACCUUUAUUUAAGAAGUGCCUAUUGAUACGGAGCGUUUUUUGUACAGAGUGUAAUUUUAAAAUUUCAGGAAUGAUCACUGCAGUGUUUUAAUGUUUCUCCCAUUUUAUCUUUUCAUGCUUUUUCUAAAUACUGUGUAUUUCAACUCGUCUCUUCUGUUUUUUUUUCGUCUCCUUUUAUUUAUAACCGCUCGCUCUGCUCCUUUUCUUUGCCACCGACUCCUGCCCCUCUGUGGGGGGAUUUUGCAGACACUAUAUGUGAAUUUCCCUGUAAUGUCUCUUGUUUUCCCCUAAGUGAGGGAUGCGAAAAGGAAACAAAAUCUUAUCUUUGUCUUUCAGAUUAAGACUGGGGUCACAAAUCGACUCAAACUCAGUGUUUUCUCCAUUUCGUUCUUCAGCGGACACCUAUAGAUGGAACGUAAGGUAGAAUAUGGAGAAUUUUAAAGUCCCCUUAUGAAUAAGAAUAAGGGUGAGUGUGCAAAAAGCAUUCGAGGAAAACAGGAGACAUCUUUGUGUAAUAAUGUAAGUAGAUUCACGGUUCAGUAUUGUGCAAAACUGCCAGCAAAGUAACCUGAUGUAGCAUUAAGUGUCAGAGUUCAGAACAGCUUUGUACUGAGAUCAUGAACUGUUGCGUUUGUAUCUAUAGUUCUAAGAAAUAAACACGCCUUGUGUUUUAGCUUUGGAUGAGAUGACUUUCUAAGAGAGACGGAAAAGACUUAAUCAGGCAAUAUGUCGGUUUAGUGAGUUUGAAUCGCUGUCUUGUAUGAUCCUGCCUCAUUUGCUGUUUAAGUGGAAUUGUUUCCCUGUGUUUGUAUGGCCUGCUUGAAAAAUGUUCACAUGAAUGACUUGUUGUAAAAGCAUGGACCGAGAAUGAAACAUAACUAUGUUUUAUUUAGCUUUUAACACCCCCCUCCCCUCCCUUUACCCUACUAUUGACUGUGCCAUAUGAGCCUGGUUGAUAUGCCUUUUAUUUACAUGCCAUAAGAUAAAUUUGCAAAGCUACAGAGAGCAAUCAAAUACGUUUUCAAGUAGUUUCCCAGUUAACACCGGCCUGUUCCAAAAGAUUAACCCGUUGGGUAUGCAGUGGUUGCCUUUAAGCUGCAUGUGGAUUUCUGAACCUGUCCUGAGGGGUUAUCUUGAUAAAGGAAUAAAAUGUAUUGAAAACAAA
Molecule: messenger RNA, 2758 nt
Organism: Pundamilia nyererei
Lineage: Eukaryota; Metazoa; Chordata; Actinopteri; Cichliformes; Cichlidae
Gene: tram1
Product: translocation associated membrane protein 1
Exons: 11
Coding region: 188-1300 (370 amino acids)
Biological process (GO): protein insertion into ER membrane; SRP-dependent cotranslational protein targeting to membrane, translocation
Cellular component (GO): endoplasmic reticulum membrane
Source: RefSeq, a predicted model, not a curated record